Molecule: messenger RNA, 848 nt
Organism: Linum trigynum
Lineage: Eukaryota; Viridiplantae; Streptophyta; Magnoliopsida; Malpighiales; Linaceae
Source: the annotation of a GenBank genome assembly
CAAUAGGAAAAGGAAGCGGAGUAGACUGUCGUAACGAUUAGUUGGUAAACAAUACUUACGGGUACCAUUGCGAUAUAUCAUCCAUUGUCAGAAAAUUACAGCACGGAAACCCUACUCAAUUUCUAUUCUUGCACGUACUGUGGAUGUUCAAUAGGAGUAUAAGAACACAUUAUGAUCAACUAUUCUAAUAGAACAUACCAAAUAGUUAACAAUCAAUUAAAGAAAAGUACCUGCGGCGGUGGAAACGUGGCCGGCGACACCGCAUGGUUAGUCGAGCAGAUCGGGAACGAGUCAGCGGCGGAGGUGGCAAGCGACGAUGGUGGCCCGCUCUUCUUCCCACAACCGAUGUGGUUAGUCCGGGCGACUUUCCUCCGCUCUUCUUCCCACAACCGCUACAGCGAAUCAGCGGCGGAGGUGGCAGGCGACGAUGGUAGCCCGGAGGAGGAGACCGCUACUGAGCGACCAGCGGUUGCUUGACAGGCGGAGGCGGAGACAUGCAACGGCGGCGGAGGGAGGAUGAGGGCGGUUGAGUUUGAGUAUGUGUCUGAACAUUUUGAAGGAAAACCGAAAAGGCAGCGCAUGGGGAGGGGAGAAAAAGCAGAAGAUAAAUCGUUUGCUAGAUUUGGUAGGUAAGUAGUCUUCCAAUUUUCAACUUUGCCAUUAUUGUUCUCUGUUUUAUUUUAUUUUUUACAAUUGAUUAUUGUUAAAGAGACAAAGGGAGGGCAGGGGCAGCCGCCGAUCUGCUGGACUAAGCCCUAUUGGGCCUGGUACAAAAGGCCUGCUUAGGUUAGUUUUGUGUUUUAAUUUUACAAGAACUCAUUUUAUAAUUAUAAAUAGGGCUAAUACCA